Messenger RNA from Xenopus laevis (African clawed frog), 2315 nucleotides. RefSeq lists its product as uncharacterized. The transcript is spliced from 8 exons. NCBI's taxonomy places the organism in Eukaryota, Metazoa, Chordata, Amphibia, Anura, Pipidae. The record is from RefSeq and is a predicted model, not a curated record. Gene Ontology annotation, molecular function: cytokine receptor activity. The coding region runs from base 283 to 1779 and encodes 498 amino acids. Gene Ontology annotation, cellular component: plasma membrane. Gene Ontology annotation, biological process: cytokine-mediated signaling pathway.
UUCCUGAAACAGUACAACAGCAAGUGACUCCUUUCGCUGUCCCCCCGGCUGCGGUUUGUCGGAUUACAUAUCGAUCACGGCUUGAUGACCAAUGAGAACACGGAUCUCUCAGUUGUUUGUGACAGCACUGGGGGCGGAGUUAGCAGGGACAGUCUCUAUGCCUAGUUGGUGAGUAUCUGCCCCAGUCCUGGUAUGAGGACGACAGAGAGCAGUCUGCCACCUGCCAGGACUGGAUUAAAGGAGACAAUGAAGAUAUCUCGUUGGCUGUAAUAUUCAGGCACCAUGGCAGGGCUGUGUCUUCUGCUGCUGAUCUGCCACCUUAGCUCUUCAGUUCUGGCUGUGCUGCUGAGUCCAAAGAAUGUCCAGAUCCAUUCUGCAAAUUUUCAGCACAUAGUGACGUGGGAGGACAACAACUAUAACUCUCUUGUCUACUACAGGGUGCAGUAUACCAAUCGGAGACACUGGUCUGAUGUUUCCACUUGCUCCAAUAUCACUGAACAGCGCUGUGAAUUGACGGAUUAUUUUACAGACCUGUAUGGAGUUUAUAAAGCACGCGUUGUCAGUUUUACUCACAACGAGACUUCCAGUGCAACAACCUCAACGAGAUUCAGACCAAUAGCCGAUACUGACCUGGGCCCUCCGUUCAUUAAUAUAUCUGCCCAAGGCUGCAAUGUGACCAUCGAUAUCCACGCUCCAAUAUCCUACUAUAAAGGAACUCCUUCCAUGGUGCACGAUAACGUCUACCCUUUAAUGAGUUAUGAUAUUGAGCGGAGGCUAGACAAUAAGAAGCUCACCGAUAUCGAGAAUGUGACCUACAAAGAAGUAUUAACUUUUACGGAAAGCAAGUUGCCCCCGAAUGCAAAUUACUGCGUAUCAGUAAACGUGUCAGCGUCUACUAAUACACGAGGCAAGAAUAUCCCAUCUCCCUUUAAAUGUGUAGUCACCACGGCUGCCCAAACUCAUGAUUCCCAGCCUCCAUAUAUCACUAUUGCAGUUAUUGUUAGCAUUCUAAUGCUGAUUGGAAUAGUGUGUUUACUCAUUGGACUUGACAGAGCUGGGUACAUUUGCAUGGGAUGGAAUUUCUUCCCCAAAGUUUUGAAAUCCUUUCCGACGUCGGUGAGUAUGGAUGGAAAUAAGGAAUAUGUCUGCCCUGCACAGUUUGUGUCUGUAGAGACACUCUGUAAUACAGAGAUGGAAGAGUGCAAUGAUAGUGAAGAGGAAAUGUGCGGACAAGGUUAUGCCGUAAGGACUAAGGUUCUGGACACUGCUCAGAAUGAUUCUGGGGGAGGGGAAAGCUCAGCUAUACAACCCUUGGGCUUUUCAUCUUCCAUUGAAUCCAGUGGGCAAGACUGCAGCUUUUCUGCUGAGGAAGGAAUUCCAAAGGAACCGGUGUUGGAACUCACUGAGAGUGGUGCUUCAGCUUCAGAACCGCCACAGGCCGUUGCCUCUCCCCCAGGCCCCAUGCUCUUCAACAGCGAUGGGGUAUUCAACGUCAAUCUGAACUCGGUGUCUGUAGGAAAUCCAGAGGAUCUCUGGACAGUCUUCAAAAACGAGGCAUCCCCCAUAGAGAAACAAGAAGAUAUAACUGCCGUGGAUGUGCCUGACGUUCCUCAGGAUCCCCAUGAUCUCAUUAUUAACCUAUUAAAUCUGGGUGGUUACAGGGGGCCGGUAUCAGAGGAGUGCAAUUCAGAGGAAGCCUCAGAUGAUGGUGAUGCCGAUUCUGAGGCAGAACCGGAAGAGAUGGAGAGGCCCUUUGCUUCAGAUUAUACGAGUCGAUGAGUUCUGCUGGUGUUCGGAGGCAGGUUAUUACUAAUCAUUCAGGGAUCAACCACAUGGAUUUUUAUUCUGGUCAGUUCCUUCCUUUUUAUAUGACCCAACUGUGAACUGGCCAGUGAUGGGAUUGCAAGCGCCUGGGAACCUAGUAAAUGCUUAUGAAGUAUUACAGUUUUGCACUGAAAUUGGACCCACUGGCCUGUGGUAAUUUUCCUUAAAGGGGGUCCAAGCCCCUUCAGGUAGCCAGACUUAACAAACGUGCAGUAUAGAAUCAUUUAGAAAAUGUCUGCACUGUGCAUUUGCUGCGUCUGACUAUGGGAUACCUGGAAGGCAGGGGUUAAAGGUAAUUAGACUGUGGCAGAGGGGGUGCCUAACUCAUUUUAACCCUCCCUAUUGACUGAGGCUUUCCUUAUCCUUUUUAAAUAAGAGAAACUACAGCCCAACAUAUGUUUUUUUGUUUUCGAUUUACAAGAAAAUCUUAGCACUUAAAAAAAAAAAAAAAAGAGCAUUGAAUGUAGAAUGCUGGAUUCUGAUUCCAAGAA